AAACCCAACUGCAACAUGUUCAAAUUCCUCAUCAUUGCCGCUGUUGUCGCUUGCGCUGCUGCCAAGCCAGGAGUUGUUGCACCACUUGCUGCUGCCCCACUUGCGGCUGCACCACUCGCCUAUGCGAAUGCACCACUUUAUGCCGCUGGAGGCAGCAGCCAGGUGGAUGUGCGCAACAACUAUGAUGGCACUCAAUCUUCAUACACCACCGCGCCCUUCGACCUGACUCCACCUUACUCCAGCCGCUACGUCUCCGGUAUUCCCGCAGCUGCCUACGCCGCUGCUCCCUAUGCCGCUGCUCCUCUGGCUGCUCCAGUUGCUGCUCCCUUGGCUGCUCCAGUUGCUGCACCCCUGGCUGCUCGUCUGACCGCUCCUCUGGCUGCUUCCUACGCUGCUCCCCUUGGUGCUCCUCUGGCCGCUUCCUACGCUGCUCCUCUGGCUGCUCCUUAUGCUGCUCCCUACGCCGCUGCUCCCUUUGCCGCUCCCUACAGCUUUGGCGCUCCACUCGCUGCUCCCUACAGCUUUGCUGCCCCCGCGCCCGCAGUUGUUGCCUAAAUCCGUGUAUAAAACUAUUUUCUUAGCGAAAUAAAAUCAUGUUUACAG
Drosophila nasuta is the source of this 603-nucleotide messenger RNA. Its product is annotated as nematocyst expressed protein 3-like. NCBI's taxonomy places the organism in Eukaryota, Metazoa, Arthropoda, Insecta, Diptera, Drosophilidae. The record is from RefSeq and is a predicted model, not a curated record. The transcript has 2 exons. The coding region runs from base 16 to 555 and encodes 179 amino acids.